Molecule: messenger RNA, 1360 nt
Organism: Patella vulgata (common limpet)
Lineage: Eukaryota; Metazoa; Mollusca; Gastropoda; Patellidae
Product: prostaglandin reductase 3
Exons: 13
Coding region: 143-1198 (351 amino acids)
Cellular component (GO): mitochondrion
Molecular function (GO): oxidoreductase activity; zinc ion binding
Source: RefSeq, a predicted model, not a curated record
GGGUUAUCCAGACCAAAUCCAUGCUAAAUGAACUUUGAUCUGAAAUUUGACAGUGCCAGUGGUCGGUGUUCUUGAAAAUUAAGUCGAGUCUGGAAAAAGAAAGUAUUCGUAAAGACGUUAAUGUAAAAAGUUUCAGCAUACAAUGGCAGUCAGACAAAUUCCAAGUGUAAUGAGAAAAAUUGUUGCAACAAAAUUUAGUCCUAAGUUCCGUGAAGCAACAGAAAUUAUUGAGACACCAGUUCCAUCCCCUGGCCCCUCAGAAAUUCUUAUAAAAAACAGAUAUGUUGGUAUUAAUGCCAGUGAUAUAAACUACACAGCAGGAAGAUAUGACCAGAAAUUAAAGCCUCCCUUUGAUUGUGGAUUUGAGGGUAUUGGGGAAGUUGUUGCUGCAGGAGAUCAAAGUAGUGUGAAUGUUGGACAAUCAGUUCUGUAUAUGAAUAUGGGUGCUUUCUCUGAAUACAAGUUGCUCAAAAGUGCCAUGGCAAUACCUGUACCAAAUACCAAUCCUGAAUUAUUACCCUUAAUGCUGAGUGGGUUAACAGCUUCUAUCAGCUUGGAUAAGUAUGGAGAAAUAAAAGCUGGUGAAACUGUUCUAAUAACAGCUGCAGCAGGUGGUGCUGGACAGUUAGCGGUUCAGUGGGCAAAAAAUGCAGGAUGUCAUGUAAUAGGAACAUGUUCUAGUGAAGAAAAAGUUCAAUUUUUAAAGAGCAUUGGUUGUGAUCGUGCCAUUAACUAUAAAACAGAAGUUUUUAAAGAAGUACUUAAAUCAGAAUAUCCUAAAGGCAUUGAUGUUGUUUUUGAAUCUGUUGGUGGAGAAAUGUUCGAUACAUGUAUUAACAGCCUGGCAGUUAAGGGUCGGUUAAUAAUCAUUGGAUAUAUUUCUGGCUAUGAAAGUGAAAAGGGUUUUAAACCUUCAAGAUUAUCUACUCUUCCACAAAAGCUUUUACCAAAAUCAGCCAGUGUUCGUGGAUUUUUCGUUACGAAUUUUGUAGUAGAUUUUAAAGAAUAUAUGACCAAAUUAGUUCAACUUUUAAUGGAAGGAAAAAUAAAAAGCUUUGUUGAUGUUGGAGAGACCUCUAAAUUUGGACAAUUUAAAAAAUUGGAAGGUGUAUCUAAUGCUGUAGAUUAUCUUUACAGUGGACAGAGUAAAGGAAAAGUUAUAGUAGAAAUAGAUGAUUCAUUUAACAGCAGGUUGUAAUAUAACAGUGGCCUACAGCUUUAAUAUUAUUAUGUGUUGAUAUUGUAUAUUAUAACAUAUAUAAAGCUCAAUGAUAUAUGUUUUAUCAUCUUUCAUUUAUAUAAAAAAAAGAUUGUACUAAAAAAUAUAUACAAAAUUUGUAUAAUAAAUAUUAUUAAAAUA